Messenger RNA from Phalaenopsis equestris, 2460 nucleotides. Its product is annotated as ubiquitin-like modifier-activating enzyme atg7. Gene Ontology annotation, cellular component: cytoplasm; phagophore assembly site. Gene Ontology annotation, molecular function: Atg8 activating enzyme activity; Atg12 activating enzyme activity. Gene Ontology annotation, biological process: autophagosome assembly; piecemeal microautophagy of the nucleus; C-terminal protein lipidation. Lineage: Eukaryota; Viridiplantae; Streptophyta; Magnoliopsida; Asparagales; Orchidaceae. The record is from RefSeq and is a predicted model, not a curated record. The coding region runs from base 89 to 2290 and encodes 733 amino acids. The transcript has 14 exons.
AUUUCGCGGGUCCAACGAGUCAUCGAUGAGAGAGUGCUUAGAUGGUUGAGAGAGAAAUAGAGAUCGACGACAUCACUGGACGGAAUCUAUGGCGGAGAACACAACACGGCAAGCGCCUUCUCCACCUUCUCCACCUCCGUCGUCUUCCUCAGGAUUCUCCGGUGAACGACAGAUCCUUAGAUUCACACCCUUCCAGAGCUCCGUGGACGAGGGCUUCUGGAGGAGACUUUCCUCUCUCAAGCUUGAUACUCUGGGGCUCGACCAGUCCCCGAUCCCCAUCACUGGUUUCUAUGCACCAUGUUCACAUCCACAAGUGCCAAAUCCGUUAAAACUCAUGGCAGAGUCCCUUCCGGAUGAUCCUCGCGAACAAUCAACAUCGUCUCAGUUGGUUAUUGGCAACAGGAAUAAAUGCCCGGUGCCAGGGACUCUAUACAAUACAAAUACGCUGGAGGGCUUCCAUUCUCUUGAUAAGGAUGCUCUUCUGAAGAUGGAAGCAAAGAAGAUUUUUGAUGAUAUUAUAAGCGGGAAGGCGGAUGAGGAUUGUUCAGUGCUUUCAAGGUUCCUUCUUAUCUCAUUUGCUGAUUUGAAGAAAUGGACUUUCCAUCAUUGGUUUGCAUUUCCAGCUCUGUCGCUUGAUCCUCCAGCAACCUUUGUUAACAUACAGCCUGCUUCAAAAGUGCUCAUUCCACAAGAGACAAAAUCUUUAGCAAUGGCGUGUAAUGAAUGGCGUAAUUCAAACAUAACAGCAGGUGUGCCAUUCUUUUUUGUUUUUAUUUCAUCAAAUGCACAUGUUACUAUUCGACCAUUGAAGGACUGGGAAGCUUUCCACCGUGAUGGUGAAAAGCUGCUCUUCGGUUUCUAUGAUCCAUGUAAUCUUCCUAGUUAUCCAGGAUGGCCUCUUCGCAACUUCCUCGCAUUCAUUUGUUUGAGAUUGAGGAUGGAGAAGAUUCAGUUUUUGUGCUAUCGGGAGAGGCGUGGUUUAGCUGAUAUGGAUUUAUCCCUUGUAGGAGAAGCAUUGGUUUUGCUUCCACAAGAUUGGAAGGACCCUCUUAGUGUUCCUAAAGCUGUAGGAUGGGACCCUAAACCUAAGCUUAUAAACCUGGCGGCAUCAAUGGACCCAAAGAGGUUAGCCGUCUCUGCAGCAGAUCUUAAUUUAAAGCUCAUGAGAUGGCGAACCCUUCCAUCUCUAGACAUUAAUAUCCUAUCCUCUGUUAAGUGUCUCCUUUUGGGUGCUGGUACAUUAGGAUGCCAAGUUGCCCGCAUGCUGAUGGCUUGGGGCAUUAGGAAGAUAACAUUGCUUGAUAGUGGACGGGUUGCUAUGUCCAAUCCUGUCAGGCAGUCUCUGUACACAUUGGAGGAUUGCCUUAAUGGUGGUGAGUUAAAAGCUGUUGCAGCAGCUAAAAGUCUAAUGACGAUUUUUCCAGCUGUGGAAGCUGAGGGUAUUAAGUUAGCAAUUCCAAUGCCAGGGCACCCAGUGCCUGCUCAAGAAUCAGGUAACGUACUUAAAGAUUGCGAGCUGCUUCAAAGUUUGAUUGCUUCCCAUGAUGUAGUGUUCUUAUUGACUGACACGAGGGAAAGUAGAUGGCUUCCGACGCUUUUUUGUGCAAAUGAAAACAAGAUUGCUAUUACUGCAGCCUUGGGAUUUGACAGUUAUCUUGUCAUGCGUCAUGGUUCUGGUCCUGCCCCUGUUUCCUCUGAUAUGCAGAAUACUACUAGCAGUUCAACCGACAAAACUGGGGUUGUUAAUUCCACUGUCACUCAAAUGCACAAAAAAUCAACAAAAAAUGAGGAUAGAGGGCAGCGUCUAGGGUGUUACUUUUGCAAUGAUGUUGUUGCUCCUAUAGAUUCAACUUCUAACAGGACCUUGGAUCAGCAAUGUACAGUCACACGACCUGGACUUGCACCUAUUGCGUCAUCUCUUGCGGUAGAGCUGCUGGUGGGGCUUUUACAUCAUCCUAAAGGGAUAAAUGCUCCAGGGGAGAUUUCCAGCUUUAUUGUAGGCAGCAGUGAUAGGCCCCUUGGUAUUUUACCACAUCAAAUCCGAGGUUCUCUUCCUCAGUUUUCUCAGCUGACGCUCCUAGGCUACUCAUCAAAAAGCUGUACCGCCUGCAGUGAUGCUGUGGUUUCAGAAUAUAGAAGAAAGGGAAUGGAGUUUGUUUUACAAGCCAUCAAUCAGCCCGCCUACCUAGAGGAUCUCACUGGUUUAACGGAGCUCAUGAAAUCAGUGAAUUCUGUCACCUUGGACUGGGAUGAGGAUACUGAUGAAUCUGGUGCCAAUCUGAAUGACUGAGGUAAUUUUAUAAAUGUACUAUGUUAUGAUCAUGCUGCUAAACAUUGUAUUGUCAUAGGAUACCAUUAUUUGCACUUCCUUAUUAACUAUUCUUUUAACUGUGAUAUUUAAAGGCAAAAUGUAAAGAAGAAAAGCUCUUGUUACUUUGUGUAAAUGCUCAUUCUCAUUAU